Molecule: messenger RNA, 942 nt
Organism: Phalaenopsis equestris
Lineage: Eukaryota; Viridiplantae; Streptophyta; Magnoliopsida; Asparagales; Orchidaceae
Exons: 5
Coding region: 47-754 (235 amino acids)
Source: RefSeq, a predicted model, not a curated record
CACCUCGACAAGUCCCAACCACAAGGGAAGCUAUCAAUAUGCGACAAUGGCUUCCUCCCUCUGCUCCUCAACUAUUCUUCUCCACAAGCCCUCUUAUCUGUAUCUGAGCGGCGCACGCCGGCGAAAGUUACCGUUUCCGGCGAACGGCUUUUUCCGUUGCCAGCGUGGGAAUCCUGGCUCUUCGCCCGGCGAUGGACGCUCCAAUUCGGAGAACGCGGUGCUUCGCGUUGCGUGGUACGGCUCCGAGCUACUGGGUAUCUUCGCGUCUUUCUUUCGGCCCACUUCGGUGCAGGAAGAGCUCGCCAAUGUUGUUGACGACGGCUUGGGGAUUCCAGAUCGGGGUCGAGUGGUCGAAGCCAUUAAGGAUGACUUCCGGCGUUCGUAUUUUGUUACAGGGAACCUGACUUUGAGCGCUUACAAUGAAGACUGUGAAUUUGCUGACCCUGCUGGUUCAUUUAGAGGUCUUGGCCGGUUCAAGAGGAAUUGUUCAAAUUUUGGAUCAUUACUUGAGAAAUCCGAUAUGAAACUAAUUAAAUGGGAAGAAUAUGAGGAUAAGGGAAUUGGGCACUGGCGUUUUAGCUGCGUCAUGUUAUUUCCUUGGAGACCUAUUCUUUCUGCUACUGGAUACACGGAAUACUAUUUUGAUAUCCAUUCGGGAAAGGUCUGCAGGCAUGUGGAGCACUGGAAUGUCCCAAAAAUGGCUCUUCUGAAGCAAAUUUUUAAACCGAGCCGUUGGAUAUGGGAUAAAAGUUGAAAACUCAAACCAUAUAAAAGUGGAGAUCACCAUUUACAGAGUAAAUAUAUAGAAUUGCAGGUAAAUUAUUUAGUUGAUUUAUAUUUGAACUGCAUGGCUUUUAAGUAUUCUACUUGUAGAAGCUUGUACACCAUGACAUCAAUGUACUAGAAGUCAAUAAUUUAUAUCUAAAAGCUCACUUAAAUUGA